CUUUAAGAAAAAGAUUAAGAAGAUAUUUGCUUGUUUUUUCUUGAUUGAGAGAAGGUGUCGACCCUGGACAGCAAAAGGAGCUAGGACGACGGUCCCAUUCUCCACUUCACCCUCUAGCUAGCCGGUGGUAGCCGCUGCUGCAUCCAUCUAUCACUGUCGCCACCUUCUGUCCUUCGUCCUUAUUGUACAUACAAGUCUACAACUACAACUUUCUUCUUCCUUUUUUGAACUAAAACUACAUCUUUUUUUCACGGUCAUAUAAUAAGAACAGUUUUGCUAUAUCUUUUUUCAAAGACCGUACCCUAUAGCUAGCUGAACCUUCAUCUAUCUUCAUCUCACCACACCACCAGCAGUCCAGUAGGCAACAGCCAUGAGAGAACUCAUAUGUAUUCCCCUUAUUUUUUUUUUAGGAGACCAAACAAUCUUAAUUUAUCUGCAGCUAAAUUGGUGUUUCACACUUGCAUUACAUAUGGGUAUAUAUGUGAUAUGUCUCUCAUUUCUAUAGAUGGACAAUUAUUAUUUAUCUCGAACACUCUCCAGGCAUUCCAAGUGUUUAGUAGUAGUACUGUCUUAGUAGCUCUUGCUAGCUAGCUCAGAGCUUAAUUAGUUAAUUAGCAGUUGUGCACUGGACACUGGAGUAAUAUAAAAUCGUUGCAACUAGUUGCCCCUUGCUUUCUUCUCCUUCUUCUUCCCCUUCCUCUUCCUGUCCCUCGUGGGGGCGGUGCUGCUGCUGCUGCUGCUUGCUUCCAUCCAUACUAGCAGCACACGGAGUCGAAGAUGCACAUGGCUCCCCUAGAGUCAUGGCUCACCAAGGUCCGUUCGGCCAUGUCCUCUGCCAGGUCGUCGUCCUCUGGAGGUUCGGGGGCGCCACCGGCCGGGCCCAGGACGAAGCAGACCACCGUCGGCAUCCUCGCCUUCGAGGUCGCCAGCCUCAUGUCCAAGCUCCUCCACCUGUGGCGGGCCGUCGGUGACGCCGCCGUCGCACGCCUCCGCCACGAGACCAUCCACCUCCACGGCGUCCGCAAGGUGGUCUCCGACGACGAUGAGUACCUGCUCGGCCUCGCCUGCGCCGAGCUCGUGGACACGCUCAGGGCCGCCUCCGACUCCGUGGCCGCGCUCGCCGCCCGCUGCGCAGACCCCAGCCUCCGCGACUUCAGGGACGCCUUCCUAGAGCUGGCCGACUCCGGCCGCGACCGCUACCGGUGGGCAGCGCCCAGCUGGAAGGAGAUGAACGCGAGGGCGAGCAAAAUGGACAAGCAGGUGGCCAGCACCGCCGCGCUCCGGAGGGCCAUGGAGGAGCUGGCCGAGGCCGAGCACGGCCUCCGGAAGCUCCUCGUCCUCCAGUGCAACGGCAACGGCAACGGGGGCGGCCAUCGGCGCAGCCUGUCGGCGAGCAAGAUCUCGGUGGCGGCGGAGCAGCAGCAGCUGGUGUUCUCCAAGAAGCAGGAGGUGAAGCACCUGAAGCAGACGUCCCUCUGGGGCUGCACCUUCGACGCCGCCGUCGCGUCGCUGGCCCGGGCGGUCUUCACCACCCUGACGCGCAUCAAGGCCGUCUUCGGCGCCGGUCAGGAGCAGCGCCACCCGCCGCUGUACCGCAGCCUGACGCUCUCCUCGGCGGUGCACCCGUCAGCCGACGCACGGUCGGAAUCAGAUACGCCGCCGGUGUCGCGCAAGUCCAUGUCAAUGGAGGAGCUGCUGCUGUUCGACCUGGACCAGCCAUCGUCGUUCGCUUCGAAACCGAAGCGGCAGUGCGGAGGGUUCCUGGAGGACAGCUCGGCGGCGCUGACGCCCCCGGCGGGGACUCUAGGCGCGGCGGCACUGGCGCCGCGGUACGCGGGGCUGGUGAUCUCGAUCGAGCGGAUGGCGCGAUCACCGCGGCUGGUGGGCCCCGAGGAGCGGGACGAGCUGUACGGGAUGCUGACGGCGAGCGUGCGCGCGCAGCUCCGGGCGCGGCUGCGCGGCGCGGUGCCCGCGGCGGACCCGGUGCUGGCGGGGCAGUGGCGUGCGGCGCUGGCUGGGAUCCUCGAGUGGCUGGCGCCGAUGGCGCACGCGACGGUGCGGUGGCAGGCGGAGCGCAGCCUGGAGCAGAGGGGCCCGGCGGUGGCGGCGCGGGGUGGGAACGGCAGCGUUGUGCUGCUGCAGACGCUGCAGUUUGCGGAGCGCGAUAGGGUGGACGCGGCGGUGGUGGAGCUCCUGGUUGGGCUCAACUACGUGUGGCGGUUCGAGAAGGAGAUGAGCUGCCGCGCUCUGUUCGCCGUCCACCACCGGCAGCAGGCGAUGAUGGAGGGCGGCGGCGUGGAGGACACCGGCAAUGGAACAGUAGUAAGCUCCUGCGCGUAGGCCGUCCGAUCGGAAGUUUUUGCAUCCAUGGAUUUUGGUGUAUAAGAAGACGUAUACUACAUUACAAAUUACAUAGUACUAGUAAGGAAAUGAAACAAGGCAAGAAGAAUCAAAUCCAUGGAAUUUGUUGUUGCUUGCUUUUCAAA
Messenger RNA from Sorghum bicolor (sorghum), 2486 nucleotides. RefSeq lists its product as uncharacterized. NCBI's taxonomy places the organism in Eukaryota, Viridiplantae, Streptophyta, Magnoliopsida, Poales, Poaceae. Gene Ontology annotation, biological process: positive regulation of growth. Bases 778 to 2340 code for a protein of 520 amino acids. The record is from RefSeq and is a predicted model, not a curated record. The transcript has a single exon.